Molecule: messenger RNA, 1363 nt
Organism: Effrenium voratum
Lineage: Eukaryota; Dinophyceae; Suessiales; Symbiodiniaceae
Source: the annotation of a GenBank genome assembly
UUGCGUUGUUGACCUUUCCUGCCCACGCAGUGAUGGCCAUGAGACGCCGCAAAGGAAGUGUGCCAUUGUUCUGCGCGAUUGCUGCAGCAGCUUGUUUCAGCUUGCCGCAGACGGACUUCACCCUGCUGCCAGAGGCAUCCGCCCUCAGUGGCAGAGCGAAUCGCGGUGGAGGAGGCCAUUUCAUCGGACGCAGCUGGGCAAAACCGGUGAGUUGCAGAAGGCGGCCCAGCACGCCGCCGACCCAUGUCAGGGCAUGGCCAUCCGGCCCAAUGCCAAUUCCCGCUCUCAUAGUGGGUGUCAAGAAUGUGGCAGCGAGCAACGCAUGGAGUUUCUUUUGGUCUGCUGCAGGCCUUGCAUUCACGUAUGCCUCCUCAGACUUUCGCAUGAAGCGUCUGGCCGUAAAGAAGUUCAUGGCACCCUAUGAGCCAGCCAAGUCUCCGGACGAGGUCGUCCCACGAAAGGUCGUAGAUGACAUCCGACAUAGGCUGAGCAGCUGGCGGCAGCAGUCCGACGCGACCAUGGUGAGUGGCCGCUACAAAUCCGGCAAGACUGUGGCCGUGGAAGAGGCCUUGCGCGGUGUUUGCGGUGUGUGGGCCUUCACGGUCGAGGUGGAAGACUGGAAGCCUGCCAUGUACCAAAUGCUUGGAGUGAAGGACGCGAACAUGUUUGCCGAGGUGCUUCGUCGUGUCCGCGCCAAGUUGCAAAAGAAGAAGUUUGCAAAGAACCUGACCCAAUAUCCCAUCCUGCUUCUGGACAUUCCUCGCGACACCAAAGGAGGUAAGGAGGAGGGGAUGAAGUUGGUUUCCACCACAGCGAAGGACAUGUCGAGUGAUUCACGCUACGCCGCAACGGCGCAUGUGCUGGUGGCCGCCUCAUCUGCUGCCUCGGCUCUGGCGUUUGAUGCUGGCGGUCGCAGAUUCGACAUUUGGGUGGGCGACAUGACCGAGAAGGAGGCGAGUGAGUUGCUCAAGAUGCACGAGCACGAGUCGGCCGCGACAGCAAUCAUUGACAAUUGUGGCCGCCGCGCUGGUGAUUUGGUGGAUGCAUGCAGUAUGCUGAAGAGAGGAAUCAAUCUGAGCGACAUCAAGGUCGAUUUCCACAAUAUGGCAGAAAAAGACGUGGUGAACUUCAUGAGUCUUACACUUGAUGGAAAGCAGGUGGGUCAGCAGAUUUUAAUCGCACUGCUUCAGAGCGGAGGCGCAGGCAUUAAGGCAGUCAUCAAUACUACCGCCUAUGAGCCACGCAAAAUUGCAAAGCUCAUUUGUAAUGAGAACGCGCAUGCCAUCAUAUGGCAUCCUACAGAGAAGCUUUACAGGUUUGCUUCAAGCUUGCACGCGACAAUCGCCAAACAGAAGAUGCCCUG